AUGCUAAUUUUCCUAAUAUUCCUCUCAACUUCAUUCUCGUUCACCGUACAAGUAAUGCGUUUCAAGCGCGAUUUCAUGUAUGUCACCGACGGCAACGAAACCGACGCAAAAUGUUUCGAGACGUGCCAAUCGGAGUUCAAGGCGAAAUUCGAGUACACGUUUAAUCAGUCGCUGGAUGAAUUCUACGAUUUCCCAUUUCAUCCCAUAGUUCUUCAGCAAUCCUCCCUACAACCUUAUUGUACUUUGUCGGAGAAGAAAAUCCUGUGUUUUUCGGAAAAAUGUAAUGACUAUACCGCUGAUACCUCAUUCUCGCCUUCAAACUUUGUGUGCUCCUUCAAAAGGGGUCUGUUCGAUAAAUCGAUCAAGUGCCUCUCUCAAACCGAGCCCAUAACAUUCCUCAAAUGCGAUCACGAGUGCCACGUGGACAGCGAACGUCUUCAAGAGUUUGUGCCAUCGAAACUCGAAACCUAUGAGAAGGAGUUGGACAAACUUUGCCGCUUCCAAACAUGCUAUAUGAAAUGUAUGAAGCCGAUAGUGAAGGAGAUGUGCACCGAUGACGAUUCGCAAUCGGCCAUCGACGUCGUCGAAUCGUACGUUCAAUGGCACGCCGACGACAUAUCCGAUUGGCACGCGAUGACCGGCAAUGAGGAGCUGCUGCCGAAGUCGUGUCGGGACCUCGUCAAAACGCCUCGCAAAUCGUCGGAUCCCGUUCUGCAGCUGAUCUCCGAAGUCAAAUAG
Messenger RNA from Caenorhabditis bovis, 738 nucleotides. NCBI's taxonomy places the organism in Eukaryota, Metazoa, Nematoda, Chromadorea, Rhabditida, Rhabditidae. The record is from the annotation of a GenBank genome assembly.